Engraulis encrasicolus (European anchovy) is the source of this 2512-nucleotide messenger RNA. Its product is annotated as peptidyl-prolyl cis-trans isomerase A-like. The record is from RefSeq and is a predicted model, not a curated record. Gene Ontology annotation, biological process: protein folding; cellular response to hydrogen peroxide; protein peptidyl-prolyl isomerization. Gene Ontology annotation, molecular function: peptidyl-prolyl cis-trans isomerase activity. The transcript is spliced from 6 exons. The coding region runs from base 88 to 663 and encodes 191 amino acids. Lineage: Eukaryota; Metazoa; Chordata; Actinopteri; Clupeiformes; Engraulidae. Gene Ontology annotation, cellular component: mitochondrion.
ACAUGUGUUACAGUUUUGUAACGCUAGGUUGGAUUUUGGAGGUUGAGCUUCAUUUUCUGCUGUGAAGUUCACAUCGAAAACAUCAUCAUGCUUAUUCUAGGAUCAAGAGCAAGAUUUUGCACUUUGGCAUUCACUGCCACACGAAUGUUUGCGACUGGUCCUCAACCAAAUCCAGUCGUUUAUUUUGAUAUCGCUGCAGAUAACCAACCUCUUGGCAGAGUAACCUUCGAGCUGCGCGCUGACGUGGUUCCAAAAACAGCAGAAAACUUCCGUGCACUGUGCACAGGGGAACAGGGAUAUGGUUACAAAGGAUCAAUCUUCCACAGAGUCAUCCCACAGUUUAUGUGCCAGGGAGGAGACUUCACAAAUCACAAUGGAACCGGUGGCAAGUCCAUAUACGGACGGACAUUCCCAGAUGAGAACUUCAAGCUGAGGCACACUGGUGCUGGGAUCUUGUCCAUGGCUAACGCAGGGCCUCACACAAACGGCUCUCAAUUCUUCAUCUGCACAGCCAAGACAGAGUGGCUGGAUGGCAGGCAUGUUGUGUUUGGCAGUGUGAAGGAGGGCAUCGAGGUGGUGCAGAAGGUGGAGGCCCUCGGCUCUCGCUCCGGGCGCACCGCCAAACGCAUCACCAUCACCGACUGCGGAGAGCUGAAAGACUAGACAGACCCUCCGUCAGCCGCCACGACGACAGACGGGCACCUUCGGAACACCGCAAACCCCCCUACCCAAGCUUCCACCACCUCCUUAAACAAACCUCUUUCUCCUUACCCCCCCAACCGCCUCCUGUCCGAGUCUGUUUUGGCGCAUCACCAUCGCUGACUGUGGUGAGCUCAAGUGUACUAGACAGACCCCAGUCAGCCACAACGGCGGCACCUAUUCGACCACCGCCCGCUGCCGCCCCUCAAACUUCUCCAAUAACCACCUACUACCCACCCUUCCAUCCACCACCUCCUCAAACGCCUUUCUCCUCUCCCCAACCUCCUCCCCAAACACCUCCUCUUGGUCUGUUUUGGUGUCUACUACCUCCAUAAUAUCUUCUCCUCCUCCUCCCCACUUCUCUUAUUCUUUUAAGGACUUUGAAUGUCCUUACUCCCCACCUCGAUCCUGCUAACACCUUAUGUGAAGGUCUAUUUUGGUAUCUUCUUGUUUCCAAGACCUUCUCCUCACGCUGACCACCUCUCUCCUCCGAGGCUCCUCCUCCGACUUUCCGUUAAGUCCUUUAAGAAUUGCUCUCCUCCGAUACUCCUCUUCCCGACCUCCUAACACCUCUUGUCAAGGUCUGUUUAGGUGUCCACCACCUCCACAAGACCUCAUUUUCUCCCCACUAACCACCACCUACCUCUCUCCUCCUUUUCCUCACCUUCUCUGAAUGUCCUUGUCGACCUCCUCCAAAAACCAUCUCCUCUCACCUCGUUCCCGUUCUUCCCGACCUCCCACAAACACCUCCUGUUUUUUGGCACCCAUCACCUCCUCAAAAUCAUCACCUCCUCUCCACCUCUCUUUUAGUAAAUACCUCCUGUGAAUUGCACCCCCCCCCCAUCCAUAAAACUACCUCUCCCAAAACACCUCCUGUGAAUGUCUAUUUUGGCACACACCCUCUCUCUCUCUCUCCUCUCUCUCUCUCUCUCUCUCUCUCUCUCUCUCUCUCUCUCUCUCUCUCUCUCCCUCUCUCUCUCCUCUAAACACCUCAUCUGAGUGUCCACAAAAUGAGCCCGUUGUGUAGACCUUUUGGACUGUGGUGGUGUUGGAUCAGCCGAGGACUUCGAGGCAAGAUUUUUCCCCUCGGUUUUUUUCAUUAAUACUUGCGAUCCAUCUUCACCCCUCUAUCUCCCCCUCUCUCUCUCAUUUCUAAUUUUGUUUAAUAUUCUUUUUUUAGUCGGCCACACUGAGCUGAGAGGCUCUGUCCAGAGUCAUAAAAAAGGGGUGUGUCUAGAAUCCCUUUCGAAAACUGUGAUUGGUCUAAUGGCAUUUCUAUCUGGAUUUUUCAGGGAGUACUAGACUUGGUGUCUUGGCUUCAUGACUUCAAGUCAGAGGUGUCAAAAGUAAAAGUAACUGUUAAAAAAGACACACAGUUUCCUUCCAAUACAGGUAACUUAUCAGAGUAACCAGUAGACCUGCAUACCUGUAGACCCGCAUCACGUUUGUGAUGGGUUCUUGUUAGGUUUUUAGCCUAACAACUGUAACAACACAGUCUAUCCAUGUCAUUAGGUUCAAUGGAGUAAACAUUGUAACAGUUAUGUAAUGUCUUGUGCUUGUGUUGUACGCAUACUUACGCCAUGACUUUACUUUUACUUUUAUUUUUGACCACUCUGCUUCAUGUUGCUGGAGUACUUGUGUAUUUGUGAACCUACCCUCAUAAUUUUGUCUCAAAAUUAUGUAGGGUUUUUUUGUCCUUUGUAAUAAAAUGACUAACCUCAUUCGUGCUGGAAUGUAAACCUAGGAAGAUGUGAAUGGAAAUAUUUAGGGAAUUUUAGGAAUGGGUUGAAAUAAAGUCAUACUUGAAAUGUGA